Messenger RNA from Neospora caninum, 576 nucleotides. RefSeq lists its product as hypothetical. The coding region runs from base 1 to 576 and encodes 191 amino acids. The record is from RefSeq and is a predicted model, not a curated record. The transcript is spliced from 7 exons. NCBI's taxonomy places the organism in Eukaryota, Apicomplexa, Conoidasida, Eucoccidiorida, Sarcocystidae.
AUGAAGUCCCUUUUGCUUUUCCCUCUCUCCCUGUGGGUCGUCAGCGCCGGAACACGCGCAGCGAUUCCCUCGACGAUAGGGGAACCUUGCUCGCGAGGUCACCGAGGAAUUUUGUUCCGCGUCACUGACCACACAGAUUUUUCACAAGGAUGCCAUGUCACUGCAGUGUUAAAAAAGGACUGCCUUCAGCUUUUUAGAGGCAACAGGGAAACAGCACGUAUCGCUCUCGACGCCAUCGAGACUCCAGUACACAUUGUUCCAUACCACAACACAUGUCUGUCAAUCAAACCCGCGUCAAUGGAUGCCGAGAUCCUAUGCUGUGACAACGAGAGUUGCAGAGACGCAUGGUGGAUGGCUCUGUCCGAACAAAUCCUCUGCCUGCACAAGGGUGCCAUGCGGAAUGAAGUAUCAGGCGAACCCACAGUUGAGGAAGAGGAACGUCAGGUCCUGGAACAAGUCGUUGAGAAACCAUCCGAGGGCGGUGUUACGAUUCACAUCGAAAAGAAUCCCGAGGGCGUCGAGCCUGUUCUAACGAUGCACCCCAGCUUCAAGCAAAGCGAUGUUCACCCACAUUAA